This is a messenger RNA of Lindgomyces ingoldianus, 2745 nucleotides long. RefSeq lists its product as uncharacterized. Bases 1 to 2583 code for a protein of 860 amino acids. Lineage: Eukaryota; Fungi; Ascomycota; Dothideomycetes; Pleosporales; Lindgomycetaceae. The transcript is spliced from 7 exons. The record is from RefSeq and is a predicted model, not a curated record.
AUGGGUCAGGGAAAACAAUUGGCCUCACUGGCAGUGGUAGAUGAGCGGUGGUGUGGUGUCAUGGAACCUCAAGUGCUAGAAAGCCCCGAGUUUGUGAUGUUUGCAUUCGGCCGAAUAGGCAGGGGAGCCUUGGAGAAUCUCGUGUCAUGUGUCACGGGCCAUCCAAAAUCGAUCAUCAUGGCUCGCCUGCGGCUUAACCACACGGCCAUUAUCUUUCUUUAUUAUCCACCACAUUUCGAUGAUGAUGGUGUUAUUUCUCCUCGACAUUCGGCUUCCGAACCUCACGCUCCAAUAUCCGGGCUUACCACGUUACAAGACCAAUACUUGGCACUAGCAGAACAAUGCGAUGACGACCAUUCGCACGGGAAGGGAUUCUGGAAGACGAUUCAACCACAGUCGAGCUUCCAGGGGCCACUUGGCAGAUUUCAGUCUCGGGCAUGUUCGUUGAGCUUGUCCAAACUUCUCCCUUUCAUACGAUCUGUCCUCUUGCUUCUCGAGCUUCCUGAAACCUCACUCCCAGACAUCAUCCCCGUCCUCUUAACAUCUGGUUUCCCUGUGGUGUGGACUACCAUGAGUAACCAAUCCACAGAAUGGCUCGCUCCCCACCAUUUUGAACCUGAACAUUCAUCCCGACUCCAGAAACGAAAACAAACUCACGAUGACCUAAAUCUGACUGUUUCCCUAACUGACAGCUACGAUGAUUGCGACCGCCCAAUAGCAUCUCGACAGGUGCGUCGCAAGAGUUCCCCAUUCGGCACACUGGCGAAAUUCAAAUUCCCUAGCUUCAAGGCUCCUAGGAAUGAGGGUUAUGAGAUGCCAAACAAUGAAGGCAGCAAUCAGCAGGGAAUGUGUGAGAAGCCGUCGCUCGACGGCGACGGUGCAAAGAAGCGUAUUGACUCCAGUAACACAUCAGGUCCAGGAUCUCAGGAGAAAUCACAUGAGAGGGAACUUAAGAGACGCUCAUCAACCUUCGGCAGCAUCGUCUCCGGGGUUAAGAAAUCUUUCUUUACGGUCACUCGCCGCCGAAAGGGUUCAACAAUGUGGGAUACCUCGGCACCCACCAGUCCUAACGAGUUCCCGUCUUCAUCAAAUCCCUUCCAGCCUCUUGCUAGCUUGCAUAACGAUCCCCACUGGUACGGAGAACGACUCCAUCUUAGUGCCUCCAUCGAGCCACUCGCAGAGCUCGGCACACUGCGCUUCAUAAACCGCAGUGUCGACGAAUUGGAGAGCUUUGAUGGCCCAAGCACAUACUGGCGCUCCGAGAACUACCACAAUCGAUCAUGUGUGUUCGAGUCCAAGCAUAGCAGCCGACUCGCAACUCCACGAGGACGCAGUCCUGGUCCUAGCACCCACGUUCAGACCGAGACUAACACGCCAACGCCUUGGACAAAUGCAGAGUCUGGAACAGAGCCGCAUCGCUGGCGAAAGCUGCGUGAUUGGAGUCCAAGUCCAGCGGUAGGGCAGCGUAGCCGUCCUCAGUCCAGCCAUGGCCCAAGUCUCCCAACCUUCCUCUCCAGUCCUUUCCGGAGCCUCAACAGAGCGUGCGGAAAGGGAAAAAAACCAUGUCAAUUCCCUAGGCAUCAUCGGCGCACAUCGCGUGCACCUUCUCCGCGGACACUAGUUAGCCCACCUCCAGCUUUUCAGGUACCUACAAACGGCAGACGGCGACCCAGUAUCACGUCGUCCACAGUAUCGAUCUCAAAUCCUGAUCUCUUCGGCCCGGCACCAAAUCUCUCAUUUAGCCCCUCAUUCAACAACCUCGGCGUGCUCCCCGACAGCGACCAACGCUCCGACAGCCUCUCGCUUCAAAACAUCCCUCAUGCGACCUUUAGCCCCUCGCCCAAUUCCUCCAUGAUCCCAUUACACAUACCUCCCACAGACGACGACAACGGCCCCGGAGCUUCGCCCCUAGACGAACAAUCUCGUAGCCCGAGUCUCCUGGCUUUACAGCCCGCGCCAUUAUACCCGCUGUCGCCGCCUCUUGACACAGAGCUAGCACCUCUGUUGUGCGAUAGCUCCACUGCUUCACUUUCUCUCCCUUCCCCAACAACGAGUCCUGUUUCCCUAACGCCCUCAUACUCAAACACGGCGUUGCUCGACCCGGGAUAUCCACUCUGUUCGCAUCAUAUUAACGCACAUUCCACAACGCACUCUUCAAUACAUCUUCCAAUUCCGUUGCGCUUUGGGGGGUCAGGGAGGGUGGGUCCGAGUGCGGGAAACCGAAGUCCAGCGCUCAGCAGCAAAGCACAGAUUACAGCGAAGGAUAAUGCAAGUCAGAAUGAUGGGUUGGGGUUCAAGAAGAUAGAGGUGGGUGGCGAGAAACAUGAGUUGGAGCAGAGGCAGGCUAAGUUUAGUUGGGAGGUGGAGGCUGUGAGGGGGGGGUUUGGUGGUUGUGAUGCGGGCCGGGAUUCUAUAGGUAAACCACGAAAGUCUAAGGAAGGAGCCGCGUGGAAUAUUUGUGUUCCGUCUCCCAUUCGAAGAUAUGACGGCCCGGCCUUCAUACCGAUAUUAUCCAUUAAUCAUGUCAAGGCGCAGGGGAGACCUAGACCAUAUCCCUUUCACCUUUGUUACAAGGGGAAAUGACUCGAUACCCUUCGUUCUUUCUUCCUCCUCCCCUUUCUUUUCCUAAUCCUUUCAUAUGAUCAUUCCAACCACACUCACACUCACUUCUAUCUCCUUUUCAAUAAAACAGGUUUUUUUUUCUAUUCCUCUUACAGGGAGGGGAAGGGAUCACAACCAUAUCAC